GAAGACCACAGUCAUUGCAAUCUUCUUUGGUGUGUUUCUCACCUGUACAUAUGCAGCUAAGGAAGCCACAAGGAGGAUGAAAAAGGCUAAGCUAUAUUUUGUACUCACAGAUGUGCCCCAGAUCGAUUGCGAUGUCAAGGCGGGGAAGAUAAUAAAUCCAGAAUUCAUUGCAAAAUGCCCUCCUGGGUGUCAAGAUGUAAAAUACCGUGUUUAUGGCACAGACAUUUAUGCUUCCUUUUCCAGCGUGUGCAAUGCUGCAAUUCACAGUGGUAUAAUCGACAACACAGGUGGGAAGAUCCUUGUCCAGAAAGUUGCUGGCCACUCUGGUUACCGAGGGAGCUUCUCCAAUGGGGUCCGGUCCCUGUCCUUGCCGCGCUGGAGGGAGUCCUUCCUCGUGUCAGAGGGCAAGCCAAGAAAAGGUGUGACAUAUCCAUCAACUCUGGAAUAUUCCUCUUCAAAAAGCACAGCUGUUAAAUCAGAGCCUAAAAAGCCAGAGCAAGACCUUAAAAUUAUGAAGAGUGCAGAUAGCACUAACACAUCAGAAAAAGCAGCAGAACAAGGGGACACAGUCCACAAAGAAUAUCAAACAUCUCCCAUGCCAACACCAGCUACACAAAUGGCCACCACAACCCCAACACCAACAACCACGACAAUGGAUCCUUCUACUACAACGCCAAAGCCAACCACAACACCUGCAACAACCAGAACCACAACAGUUGCAGCUGCAGCCAAGACUAGACCGGGACUGCAUAGGGUCAGAGAUAUAGGUUCUAGCAGUGUUCACCCAGCAUACUCAUCUGUGGUAGCUGCAGCAUCAAGACAGGUUCAGGCUGCACAAGGAAGAGGACAGAACACAGCUUUCAGGGGCACGUCCACCUCUGCAAGUAACAGGAAUAUUUUAAGACCCAGUACAGGUAUUCAGCGCCAAGAGCCUGUUGCUGCUUUCCGGAGGGCUGACGGCUCCCCAUCCCACUUGGCAAUGGAAACAGACUUGUGGAAACCUGGAUUGAGCCUUUUUGACACAGGCUUCAGUUCAAAGGAAGAAUUGAAUCCGAAGCCACCGGAGUCCAUCUCCCAGGGGAACCCAAAUUGCAAGAUUGAUUUGUCCUUCUUGAUGGAUGGGAGCUGGAGCAUUGGUAAACGCCGUUUUCAGCUCCAGAAGCGGUUCCUUGGUAAUGUGGCUCAAGCCCUUGGCAUCGGCAGUGCUGGCCCUCUGAUGGGCAUUGUUCAGUAUGGCGAUGACCCUUCCACAGAGUUUAACUUAAAAACUCAUACCAACUCCAAGGACCUAAGAAAUGCCAUCGAGAAAAUCCCACAGAGAGGUGGACUUUCCAACGCUGGGAAGGCGCUUUCAUUUGUUAACAAAAACUUCUUUUUGGAUGCUAAUGGAAACCGAGGUGGAGCACCAAAUGUGGUUGUAGUGGUGGUGGAUGGGUGGCCAACUGACCAAGUGGAGGAGGCCUCCAGGCUUGCCAGAGAAUCAGGGAUCAACAUUUUCUUUGUCACUGUUGAAGCAGCUACUGAAAUUGAGAAGCAGAACGUUAUCGAACCAAACUUUGUGGACAAGGCAGUGUGCAGGACAAAUGGUUUCUACUCCAUCAAUGUGCCCAGCUGGUUCAGCCUAUACAAGGUGGUGCAGCCCCUGGUGAAGCGGGUCUGUGACACCGACCGGCUGGCCUGCAGCAAGACGUGCCUCAAUUCGGCUGACAUCGGUUUCGUAAUCGACGGCUCCAGCAGCGUCGGCACCGGCAACUUCCGCACAGUGCUGCAGUUUGUAGCCAACAUCAGCAAGGAGUUUGAAAUUUCGGACACCGACACCCGCAUUGGGGCUGUUCAGUACACCUAUGAGCAAAGGCUUGAGUUCAGCUUCGACAAGUACAGCACGAAGCAGGAUGUGCUGAGCGCCAUUAAAAGGAUCAGUUACUGGAGCGGUGGGACCAGCACGGGAGCAGCCAUCAGCUACGCCACAGAGCAGCUGUUCAGCAAAUCCAAACCCAACAAACGGAAGAUCAUGAUUCUCAUCACAGAUGGCAGGUCUUACGAUGAUGUCAGCGUGCCGGCCAUGGCCGCUCACCAAAAUGGAGUUAUAGCUUACUCCAUUGGAGUUGCUUGGGCAGCCCAAGAUGAACUGGAAGCCAUCGCAACAGACCCCGAUAAGGAGCAUUCCUUCUUCGUGGAUGAAUUUGACAACCUCUACCGCUUUGUUAAUCAGCUCAUCCAAAAUAUUUGCACAGAAUUUAAUUCCCAGCCACGGAACUAAUGGGCUCAGGCAAGGCAGGACCCGUGGGCACCAAGCUGAAGGCACACCAAGUGCCACAGGAGUAAUGCCAGCCCCCAGUUCAAGAAAUACUGGAGGUGUUUUUCUCUGGCACUUUCUAGUCAGCAAGGUUCAUUGCAGCUCUGUCCCUGUGCAUGAUAGCGCUCUGUUGAUCAUAUUUUUCUUUCUUUGUGGGCUUCAGAAAUUCUGAUUUGGAUGGAUAGCGAAAGAGGCAGUAAAAACACAGUGAAAAUAACUGGAGCUGUUUGAAAAGCUGCUUCCAGUCUAGAGCCCUGGCUUACCCAAUUCCCACCUUUUGGCACACACAAGCUCCUUUAAAAGCACCACUUCCCUCCUGAAGCGUCCAGGUUCCUUCAGAGAGCAGCCUCAGCUGCUGCAGCAGAAGCACCUCUGUGUGGCACUGCCCACCAGGUGACACCCAGGUCAGGGCUGAAAUACCAGACACUUUUUUUGGGGGGAAGGAGGGAACACAACUCAAAUUUGAGUACCUUCUUAAGAGCAGGCGCCCUCUCCAUACACCUGUCUUGCCAGUAGGUUAAGCUUCAGCUAGUGUAAAUUCAAGCGUUGAGUUUUAUCCAGACUCAGAGACUGGAAAGCAAGUGAGAGGAACAAGUCAAGCUGUGGGACCCUGCAGUCAUGUCAACCCCAAUAAAGCCCAAUAUCCACAAAGCAGACAACACGCAGAAACUGCAAUCUAGUCUCCUACAGCACUGUAUUAGUAUUUGAUUUUGAAAAGUGCCUUUUCCCUUUAGCUCUGUUGCUCCACUCUUGUACGUCCCAAGGCCUGCAAAACCACAGGAGAGCUGCCAGGACAGAGGAUACACUGAGAAAAAUUGUGGGUUUAAGUUGCUUGCAAUCAGAAAAGCAUUUGAGACCCACUGCUCUGUUGUUUAACCACAGCUCAGAACAGCUUACAGCAGUCUCUAGUGUGAGGAGAGCUAUUCGAAAGCCAUUAACAGGAUUUAAGAGGGAAGUUCUGAAUUACACACUGGGAAAAGCAGCACUACAAGCAUUUACAGACACCCUUUUUCAGAUUUGGGAUUGACUUCUGUUUUAUGGAUUGAUUUCAAAGUGAACCUAUGACAGCCCUGGACUGUUCAAAACAUACAGUUGUUUCCGAAGGGAUGAACUAGCCAUAUCACUGGUCAGUAAGGGAGGACUGACACGUUAAAAGGGUCAAAAGAACUGCACUUUAAUUAGGAAGCAGCCGUUACUGGUAAUGUUUCCACCCAAUAUAAUAUGUUCAUUGAGCAAAAUUAUGGAAGGAAAGGGGUGGAGUUCCAGAGCCAAUAGAAAUGUGCAUGUUCAUGUACCUUCUGGAAGUCAAAGCCACACCACAUCAGGCUUGUGGAACUAAACACAAACUGGGAAGGAAUUAAAACUCAUAUUUCACAUCUUACUCACAAAGCAAGCUUUUAAUAGCAUUUACAGUUUUAAUAGCCAUGACCCAGGAUGUUUAUUAGUAACAUAAAAAUGUUAAUUGAAGUGAAUUGCCAUAAGGGAGACUCCUUUCCAACAAUAAAAGUAGCACAAUUGGUACGUUUGGAAAUAGAACUGAAGCAGCCCCAAAAUUACCCAUUAAGUAAGCACAACACAAACUAAUGAGAACGUUAGGAGUCUACAUGGUCUCCCUGAUGAGGUAACAUAAGCCAGGCUGUGGCCCUUUCUAGAGGGCCCUUCAAACCAAUCCUGCAUGAAACAGUGGUUUUACACAGGGAAAGUUCAGAUCUUCCUCUGAGAAGAAAAAUUCAGUUCCAGCUUUUACUGACAUCAUCAACACAACAAUGCUACCCAGACAGAAGACACAGGGCACUUCCAAAACAAAGACAUAAAAUAUAUUUGUACGCAGAGUUUCUAAUGCUAAUCUGUGCUGCUGCACUUCCACAGUGAUAGCUUCUUGGCUUCAAAAAAGUAAAGAUAAAGGAUAGAGAGCAAUGUAGAAGCAGAGCAACCCUGAUACCCCCAUCUCCUGACCCACCUCCCUCACUACCAUUCGAUUGGAAGCAUCUUUCUCUGUCGAGAAGGGACAUUACAUGGGCUGGACAAAACUCAAAUGUAUAAACUAUACUUCCUGAGGACUUCAGUUCAGACACAAGAUUUGUUGUCUGAAAACCUGUUUGGUUGGGGUUUAACUUGGGGCUAGCUGAGAAAAAGGCCGAAGUCUUAACUUUCAGCUGCUCUUAACACUGCUUUCAUUUUGAAUGCAACAUUAUUUUCUUCCAUACUGGCUGUACGCAUGGAGCAUGGAAGAUUGGUCACUCUGCAGAGACUGCCCAGUGUUUUGUUUGUGCUCUGCUGAAAGAGCAGCACAGAAAGCUGAGGGAUUAGGAACAGUCAGAGACACACAUGUGCUUUAGGAUACACAUUUUAAUUUCUUCUGAAAGCUUGUAUUUCAAGCAAUGAUAGUCAGCUUUCAAAUGCUCUUUCACAGGGAAGUUCCACAGCUAUCUUCUGUGUCAAGCAUUUAUAAAGGGCACUUCAGGGCUUGUUGUUGUUUCAAUCUUAAAAGAACAACUAUGGCACUUGGUUGCCAAAGUGCAUUUUUAUUAACUCCUCAGGAUGACCUUGAAAUUGUUAGAUCUAAGUGUCAAAGUGGUUUAAUGUUUAUUCCAACUCUCAUCUACACUUAGAUGUCAUAAACACUGCAAACUUAAGUGUAUGCCCCAAAACUUGUAAGCAUGCACCCAUUAACAAAAGCAAGCACAGAACACUCCUCUCAACCUUUACCUUUCAUAGUAAUCAAAAUACUUUCCAUCUUCUAAAGUCUCUAAAUACUGUUUUAUUAAAAAAGCCAAGAUAACUUACAUAUAAAUAUUCAUAAAUAUUUGAAAGGGUGUAUUUGUUUGAAGCAAGCAGCAGAACUCCUGUAACAUAAACAAGCUGUUCUGAACUUAUCAACACAAAGUGCUGUAUCUUUUGCAAUAAAAUUGUCCCAAAGGCAAA
Messenger RNA from Neopsephotus bourkii (Bourke's parrot), 5221 nucleotides. It is a transcript of the gene VIT, whose product is annotated as vitrin. The record is from RefSeq and is a predicted model, not a curated record. Bases 77 to 2260 code for a protein of 727 amino acids. Gene Ontology annotation, cellular component: interstitial matrix. The transcript is spliced from 18 exons. Lineage: Eukaryota; Metazoa; Chordata; Aves; Psittaciformes; Psittacidae. Gene Ontology annotation, biological process: extracellular matrix organization; positive regulation of cell-substrate adhesion.